AUAUAAUUUGGCAGUGACAUCGGUAUCGAUCAGUCAUUUUCAUUCCGAGCGAAAUCAGAGAAAGAAGCAAGUGUGUCUUGUGCGAUUUCAUUUAGCGAUUUUACAGGGAAAACCCUUAAAGUAUUUUAAUUAAAUAGUGUUUUUCUACUUGAGGAAUAAUUUAAUAUAAGCAGUAUUGUGAUACCAAAGAAAAGAUGAAGUUGUGUCUCGCACUGGGGGCAAUAUGUCUCUUGGCCAGUGUACUGGCUAAAGACGAUAAGGACAAGGAGGAUAUUGGUACUGUCAUCGGUAUUGAUUUGGGAACCACUUAUUCAUGUGUGGGAGUCUACAAAAAUGGCCGCGUCGAAAUCAUCGCCAACGACCAAGGUAACCGCAUCACCCCCUCUUACGUAGCAUUCACCGCCGACGGCGAACGUCUCAUAGGAGACGCCGCCAAAAAUCAACUGACCACAAAUCCGGAAAAUACCGUUUUCGACGCGAAACGUCUUAUCGGCCGCGACUGGAACGACCCCGCCGUCCAGCACGACAUCAAAUUCUUCCCGUUUAAAGUGGUGGAGAAGAACAGCAAACCGCACAUCAAAGUCGAGACCAGUCAGGGCGAGAAAAUCUUCGCUCCCGAGGAAAUCUCCGCGAUGGUCCUCACCAAGAUGAAGGAAACGGCGGAAGCGUAUUUGGGCAAAAAGGUGACGCACGCGGUCGUGACCGUCCCCGCGUACUUUAACGACGCCCAAAGACAGGCCACCAAAGAUGCCGGCGUCAUUGCCGGUAUGACCGUCAUGAGAAUCAUCAACGAACCGACCGCGGCCGCUAUCGCUUACGGUUUGGAUAAGAAAGAGGGCGAAAAGAACGUUUUGGUGUUCGAUUUGGGCGGCGGUACGUUCGACGUGUCUCUCCUCACCAUCGAUAACGGGGUGUUCGAGGUGGUGGCCACCAACGGGGACACCCAUUUGGGCGGUGAAGAUUUCGAUCAGCGCGUCAUGGAUCACUUCAUUAAGUUGUACAAGAAGAAGAAGGGCAAGGACAUCAGGAAGGAUAACAGGGCGGUGCAGAAGUUGAGGCGCGAAGUCGAAAAGGCGAAGAGGGCGCUGUCGGCCAGUCAUCAAGUCAGGAUCGAGAUCGAGAGUUUCUUUGAGGGCGACGACUUUUCCGAAACGUUGACCAGGGCCAAAUUUGAGGAGUUGAACAUGGAUCUGUUCAGGUCGACUUUGAAACCGGUUCAAAAGGUAUUGGAGGACGCGGACAUGAACAAAAAAGACGUAGACGAGAUCGUCUUGGUCGGCGGCUCCACUCGUAUCCCGAAGGUGCAACAAUUGGUAAAAGACUAUUUCGGAGGCAAGGAACCGUCCAGGGGCAUCAAUCCCGACGAGGCGGUCGCCUACGGAGCGGCCGUACAGGCCGGAGUACUCAGCGGCGAACAAGACACCGACGCCAUCGUACUUUUGGACGUCAAUCCUUUGACUAUGGGCAUCGAGACGGUGGGCGGCGUUAUGACCAAACUGAUACCCAGGAACACCGUUAUUCCCACCAAGAAGUCGCAGAUUUUCAGUACCGCCAGCGACAAUCAACAUACUGUUACCAUUCAGGUAUACGAAGGCGAACGUCCAAUGACCAAAGACAAUCAUUUACUGGGCAAAUUCGACCUUACGGGAAUCCCACCGGCACCCAGGGGAGUGCCCCAAAUCGAGGUAACUUUCGAAAUCGACGCCAACGGCAUCUUACAAGUAUCGGCGGAAGAUAAAGGAACCGGCAACCGGGAAAAGAUCGUCAUCACCAACGACCAGAACCGUCUUACGCCCGACGACAUUGACCGCAUGAUCAGGGACGCGGAAAAGUUCGCGGACGAAGAUAAAAAAUUAAAAGAGAGAGUCGAGGCGAGAAACGAGCUCGAGAGUUACGCGUACUCGUUGAAAAACCAACUGUCCGACAAGGAGAAACUCGGUGCGAAAGUGAGCGCGGAAGAGAAAACGAAAAUGGAGGAGGCGAUCGACGAGAAAAUCAAGUGGCUGGAGGAGAAUCAGGACACGGAGGCGGACGAGUACAAGAAACAGAAGAAGGAGUUGGAGGACGUGGUGCAGCCGAUCAUCGCGAAACUUUAUCAGUCGACGGGCGGCGCGCCGCCACCGACGCCCGGCGGCGACGACGACGAACUAAAAGACGAACUGUAAUCCGAGUCCCAAAUACGCGAUUAAAGACUGAAUAGGUACUGAGUAUUUUUCAGGUGAAUUUGUGCGCGAGUGUGUAUGUUUGUGUCCUUAAAAAAAAAUUGUUUUUCUUUUUUGAUUUUUUUGUAUCAAAAUGUUAGAUAUAAUUUAUUUAUUUGCGCAAGUUAAGUGCCGGGUACUUGAGUUGUAAACACUUUUUUUGCAAAUAAUAUAGUGAUUUUUAAGUUA
Anthonomus grandis grandis is the source of this 2390-nucleotide messenger RNA. RefSeq names its product endoplasmic reticulum chaperone BiP (gene Hsc70-3). NCBI's taxonomy places the organism in Eukaryota, Metazoa, Arthropoda, Insecta, Coleoptera, Curculionidae. The transcript is spliced from 5 exons. The record is from RefSeq and is a predicted model, not a curated record. Gene Ontology annotation, biological process: cellular response to unfolded protein; protein refolding; endoplasmic reticulum unfolded protein response. The coding region runs from base 195 to 2165 and encodes 656 amino acids. Gene Ontology annotation, cellular component: membrane; endoplasmic reticulum chaperone complex; cytoplasm. Gene Ontology annotation, molecular function: ATP-dependent protein folding chaperone; ATP hydrolysis activity; heat shock protein binding.